UCUUUCUGUUUAGCUUUCACACUGAAACAUCAGGGAAAUACCGAAUUAGUCAAAUGAAUCAAUUAUUCUUCCAUAAACUGUUCAGCGCUGCAACACUCAUUGAGCGUAAUCAUUAAUCAGCAAAGCUUCGUCUGCAGCGCCAGCCAGAUCUAGGAUAUAAUCAUCUUCAUCUAGACAAAUAGCCUUUCUCCAUUAUACUUUCGAAAACAGAGGGAUGGUCUUCGGACAGUAAGUUAUUACUUCCAGAGAUGAAAUACUGGUUCCUUAAUGAGACAAAUAAUGAAGAUUCCUGCGCAUUAUUGUGAAGCUUCUCAACGACUUCUGCAGUUCGGUAGAUGGUCUUUGAUUUUCUCUUGGAACGCAGGUCACCACUUUGUGUUCGUGUGGUGAAACAUGUAUCAUUUUUCAAGCCGCGCUCAGUUUGGCCUCGAACAACAAGUACUGACAAGUUAAUUGACACAAAUUAUUUAGAGGUUGUGCUUUACCCGAUGUCGACAUAUUGUCAUCGAUUCCGCGAAAAAUGAAAAAAAUCGUAUUUCAACAUAGAAUUCAGAUUGAAUGUGACGUAUUUAUUCAUCUGUUUUCAUAUUGACAUUUGGGCCACUUGCUGGACACUUCAGAUGGUGUGAUGCAGAACAAUGGUGGUAACAUUGGCAUCUUCAGUGUCUCUUGAACUAAUUUUGACAACUUUGUCAUUUGCUGAAUAGGAUGAAAUGAAACGCCUUGUGUGACGCUUGUAUCUAGGCAACAAAAAGAUUAUAAACCAGGAAAAAAGAAACGCCAUUUGUAUGGUCGGCCAUUGUUGGCGGUGUGUGUGCUGAGGAAUCGGAUCUGUCAUUUGGAAACUCUCAGUUUUAUUUCGCAGUAAACAUGAUACAGAUGUCUAUAGAUGGCUUCGAGAAGAUAGGGAAAUCUUAGAUUAUAUAGUUGUGUAUCAUAAAGGCAAAGCGCACUUUAGAAACAAGGACUAACUCUCGUUUGAUUUUAUCUACAGAUAGAAAAGAGAGAGAUGGAGUAUGGGAACCUUACAUUCCAAAUUCCGUUUAAGACCACCGAUAACCCGCUCUACAAUUCCACUCUCAAACCAAAAGACUUGAAGGACGACGCCGGUGCUCUGUACUAUGUAGUUGCUGUCGUACUUAUCUUUGGCUUCUCCAUUAUUCUCCUGAUAUUUUCUCACGUCAAGAAUAACAGAACCGACAGAUACUUGAUGCUUCAUAUAAAAGAAAUGGAGAAACUUCGCCAGCAGAGCAAAGCCUUCAACACGUGGCCUUCGAACUCGUACAAAAGAUCUGAGGCGCGGCUGUCAAAGAACCGGAUGCCUUACAACGACUCCGAUGCAGAUUUUAGGGUCUACCCGUUAGACAUCGUUGAGGAGUACAGCAUUGAUAACUCAGAUGAGGCAAAUAAACUAACGCCACUAUCGUCCAACUCGUCACAUCUGGAUACUGUAUUCGAGUUUCCAAAGUAUAUGUCGCUUCGUGAAACCAAACAUUUAACUGAGACAGAGGGUUACACCAAGCCAAGUGAAAGCGUCGAUGAGCCAACAGCAUCACACGUAAACACUGAUUGCUAUAACACUGUGUGUAAAAACGCAGGCUACAAAUUAGACAAGUCUAAAGAGACAUGUGCACCAAGUGAUAAAAACAUGGAGCAUUUUGAACAAACACAUUAUGAGAAACGUGACAUUUACCCAGCACCUCAUAUUGUAUCACGUUCCCAGCAUAUCCCUGCGCACGCCAUGUCAGUUCCAGUUUCUAAACAGCGAGAAGCCGAGCGACGUCUGGCUUUGAAUGUGUCCCGGCUCAGUAUGUACAGUCGGCCAGUGUGUCACUCCGUCACUGACGACGAUGGGACAGACAUAGAAAUAUAACAAGUAAAAACACUGUAAACGAUGGUUCAAGUGAAAUUACAGCUUGGCAACUUUGCUGCAAGAAUGUCUUAGUGCUGUGGUUAAUUCUCUUCUAGAUCUAAAAUUUACAAUGACGAGGAACCACUUUUAACAAGAUAUUUAUUUAUAAUCACAAAGUGUGAACAAGACGGAUUACAAAAGAGAGGAAAUGAAAGAAAAUGAAUGCCUUUUUUGACAUGAUGGGAUGGCCCUACCAUCUUCCAGGACCUGUGAGGUUGGAUAUAUUGAUAAACUCGGAGGAUAAGAGAUAUUUCUGAAAUUGUGUUAAGAUAAAUGUACAUGGGUUACUAUGUUCCUUUUUUCUUUGGUAAACAGUGGAUUAAGCCAAAUGCUUAAGGUGAUAUUUUUUGUGUGCUAUUUCGUAAAAUUUACAGGAAGCGUCAGAGUAUUGAUCUCUCAUAAAAAGAAUUACCAAGGAAGAAUUUACAUUCAUGACAUUUGCAUGACUUUCACUUGAUAUUGCGUUGAUGUGUACUUGACAUGUAUAUUUGUUCGAACUGUACUGGUCACAAUGAGAUACAUUUCUGUAUUGUAUUCCCGGUCUGUGAUUCUUCGUGCCUUACUCUGACCCUCAGCUCCCUGUCUUAAUACCCGUCUUUCUCUCCCAACACUAUCUGGACCAAGUGUAUAUGGUCUUAAUGACAGUUUUUUUUCAUUGUGAUAUAACUCUCGAAGGCGUAUCGUGUAUUUUCCUGUUAUACUUCUUAUCUAAGUCAAAACAGACAUGCCCACGAACUGUUCGAAAGAGAUCCCUAAACGAUUUUAAGUAUGACUCAAUGCAUCAUCUUGGAUUCCAAGACUGGAUUUUAGGAUUAUUUGAUAUUCGAUUAAUCUGGUUUAGAGACUGUAAAGAGACAAAAGAUUCCUUGAUGAUUUUCAGAAGAAUUCAGACUUUGUUGUUGAAUGCAUGUAAUAGACAGGUGAAAACCACAUGUCGUAUCUGUGACAAGGCAGUGUGUUCUGGCAUUUACCAGCAGGAAGUUAAGAUUAGCGGUUUUGAACAGGUUAAGAAGAUGCCUUAGUUUUUCAAGCGUGUUCUUAAGCAGCAUGUAUUUAUAUACAAUUUUAUUGAUAUCGUAUGAACAUUUAUAUAUUUGCUAUUCAUGUUCAAGUUUGCGGGAUUUUUGCGAAAAAAUGUUAUAAAUGAAUUGUUCUUAUAACGACCAAGACAAUUUUGUAGUACUUAUUCACAAACAUCCUUCCGAAGUAUUCAUAUAUCCCAUUCGUUUUUAAGAUUUUCAAGUCAGGUGAACAACUCCAUGCAUUCCUUGCGUUUUUACUUUAUGUAAAAUGCGCUUUCUGGCCAGGAAAAUUGAUUACAUUUUCCCUUAAAGGGUGUAGCCUAAAACUCCUUUGAAAUAUAAAAAAUAGGUUAUGUGCAAAGGAAAUUGGAAGAGUAAUUACAAUAUUAUUCUCAAGAACGGUCCCAUCGAAAAUGUUUUCCUUAAUCAAAACGUACAUUUGAUAACGGUAACAUUUAGACAUUUUUGGCAAUAAGACCAAGAAACAA
This is a messenger RNA of Lingula anatina, 3422 nucleotides long. RefSeq lists its product as uncharacterized. NCBI's taxonomy places the organism in Eukaryota, Metazoa, Brachiopoda, Lingulata, Lingulida, Lingulidae. The record is from RefSeq and is a predicted model, not a curated record.